Messenger RNA from Meloidogyne enterolobii, 417 nucleotides. The record is from the annotation of a GenBank genome assembly. Lineage: Eukaryota; Metazoa; Nematoda; Chromadorea; Rhabditida; Meloidogynidae.
GAUUAUAUACUAUUUACUUUUAUUUUUAGAUUAUUUUCUCCACCAAAAUUUCCAAAUAAAAUGGCUAGUCAAUGUUCUAAAGUUCCUGCACCUUUUAGAACAUUAAUAUAUUGUGAAGGUGUACAUUAUGGAACAGAACAAGAUUGGAAUUUAAUUUUUGAAUUAUUUAAAAAUGAAAAUGUUCAAGUAGAAAAAGAACGUUUGCUUAAUGCAUUGGCUUGUUCUAGAGAUACACAUUCAUUAAAAAUGCUUCUUACAAUGGCAAUUGAUGUUAAUAAUACAAGUAUUCGUUUACAAGAUAAGCCUCUUGUUUUUAAUUAUAUUGGAAAUAGAAUUAUUGGGAAGAAAAUUAUUUUGGAUUUUUUUAUUGAUAAAUGGCCAAGAAUUUAUCAAGGGUAUGAAAUAUUUUUUAAAUAA